AUGGAGCCAAAAAACCAAACUGAAGUGCACUUGUUUAUCCUUGGUGGCUUGCCAAACACUGCACAACUCCCCCUUCUCUUCUUCCUCAUCUUCUUGGUCAUCUACUUAUUGACUGUGCUGGGGAACCUCCUCAUCCUUUUCACCAUCUUGCUUGAACCCCGACUUCAUGGUAUCCCCAUGUAUUUCUUCCUCUGUAACCUCUCUUUCCUAGACACAUGCCUUUCCACUGUCACUGUACCUAAAAUCUUGGCUGGUUUAAUAAGGUCAAGUGACAAAACCAUCUCUUUUGGGGGAUGCGUCAUUCAACUCUAUGCCUUCCAUUUCCUGGCAAGCGCCGAGUGUUUCCUCUACACCGUCAUGGCUUAUGAUCGUUACCUCGCUAUCUGCCACCCACUGACCUAUGCAGUGCUAAUGAACGGGAGAAUCUACUCCAGGCUGGCUGCUGGAAUAUGGUUCCUGGGUUCCUUCCAUGCAGCGAUACAUACUAGCCUAACAUUUCAUCUGUCCUACUGUGGCCCAAACAAAGUGGACUAUUUCUUCUGUGACAUACCUCCAGUGCUCAAGCUGGCCUGCGCGGACACAGCGGUGAACCACACCAUCAUACUGGCCGACAUCGGCGUGGUGGCCACCAGCUGCUUUGCUCUCGUAUGCCUCUCCUAUGCUCACAUUGCCUCUGCCAUUUUGAAGAUCCAAACCACAGAAGGGAGGCACCGGGCCAUCUCCACCUGCAGCUCUCACCUUAUCGUGGUGCUUUUAUACUAUGGGCCUCCAGUCUUCAUCUACACGCACCCAUCUUCAAGUAACACGAGCUAUGAGACACUGGCUGUCUUCUACACCAUCAUCACCCCAAUGCUCAACCCAUUCAUUUACACACUGAGGAACAAGGAAUUUAAAAGAGCAUUGAGGAAGUUGUUUGAUGGACACGGCCUUUCCCAGGAUAGGCAGAUGGGCAGCUGA
This is a messenger RNA of Varanus komodoensis (Komodo dragon), 957 nucleotides long. RefSeq names its product olfactory receptor 10G7-like. Lineage: Eukaryota; Metazoa; Chordata; Lepidosauria; Squamata; Varanidae. Gene Ontology annotation, cellular component: membrane. The record is from RefSeq and is a predicted model, not a curated record. The transcript has a single exon. Gene Ontology annotation, biological process: G protein-coupled receptor signaling pathway. Gene Ontology annotation, molecular function: olfactory receptor activity; G protein-coupled receptor activity. Bases 1 to 957 code for a protein of 318 amino acids.